UCCGCUGGAACCGUCGUAUAGGGCGUCUCCUCUUCCGUUAUCCUCACCGGCGUUUUACUUAACCUUGUAACAAAACACCCUCACCUUCUCUGUUUGUUCCGAUUCUCCAGUUCCUGCGCAGGCAAAUCCUGUAGUUUUUUGAGCCAUCGUUGUCGGCGUGAACUUCGAAACAUGUUGCAGUUUCCCGCCGAUAAAGCUGCUGGCAAAUCCCAUAUGAUGGGUUGGGUUUGGGUAGGUUGGUGUUUAGGGCAAGAUUCAACCGGCAGAUGGCAAAAGUUAGCACAGAAGGAUGCCAUUCUGGAUCUCAGCACAACCAGGUGAAUCCAUACCAAAUCAAGAAGGGUGGUGUUAGAAAAGGAAACCGAGCUAGGAAAUACAGGAAAGCUUUAAAAGGAAGAGAAUGGAAGGGGGUGACAUGCCCAGUCUGCCUGGAAAUUCCCCACAACGCAGUCUUGCUCCUCUGUUUGUCUUACCACAAAGGAUGCCGACCGUACAUGUGUGCGACCAGCAGCCGCUUCUCAAACUGUCUGGAGCAGUACAAGAAGGCAUACACCAAAGAGGACAAGACCGAAACUGAGCCACAGCUGUUGUGCCCGCUUUGUCGUGGUCAGGUCAAAGGUUGGACCGUAGUGGAAGAUGCUCGGAAAUAUCUGAAUUCCAAGAAAAGGGCAUGCAUGCAGGAUAACUGCACUUUCGUCGGUAGCUACAGAAAGCUCCGGAAGCAUGUCAAGAACGUUCACCCGAGAGCUUGCCCUCGAGCUGUAGACCCCGUUUUGGAGGAGAAAUGGAAGAAGCUUGAGUUCGAGAGGGAGAGAAGUGACGUGAUUAGCACUAUAAUGACAUCCACGCCCGGCGCCAUGGUCUUGGGAGAUUACGUGAUCGAGCCCUACAACGAUGUUUAUGGUCACCAUCAUGACGAUGAGGAUGACGAUGAUGAUCAUGACUCGGAUGAUUCAUUGGAUGAAGGGUUCUUCGAUUUGGGUUCGCUCAGACGGCGCAACGGCCUGCUGACAGCAUGGGACAUGGGCCGGAUGGCUCCGUCGCGUUCGACUGCAGCCAUCUCGAGCCGGGCACUUAGGCGAAUGCUCCAGAAGCCGGCAACCGCAAGGUUCGGAAGCCACAGACGUAGACUGAAGAAGGCAAGUGGAUUUGAUGGGGGUGUUUUUAAGUGGUUUAGGGUUUGA
This is a messenger RNA of Tarenaya hassleriana, 1184 nucleotides long. RefSeq lists its product as uncharacterized. The transcript is spliced from 3 exons. Bases 267 to 1184 code for a protein of 305 amino acids. Lineage: Eukaryota; Viridiplantae; Streptophyta; Magnoliopsida; Brassicales; Cleomaceae. The record is from RefSeq and is a predicted model, not a curated record.